Messenger RNA from Kluyveromyces marxianus DMKU3-1042, 603 nucleotides. RefSeq names its product Arf family GTPase CIN4 (gene CIN4). Gene Ontology annotation, cellular component: microtubule cytoskeleton; cytoplasm. Gene Ontology annotation, biological process: protein folding. The record is from RefSeq and is a predicted model, not a curated record. The transcript has a single exon. The coding region runs from base 1 to 603 and encodes 200 amino acids. Gene Ontology annotation, molecular function: GTPase activity; GTP binding. NCBI's taxonomy places the organism in Eukaryota, Fungi, Ascomycota, Saccharomycetes, Saccharomycetales, Saccharomycetaceae.
AUGGGGCUGCUGCAAAUAAUCAAGGAACAGCGUUUGAAGGACCAUUCGCAGCGGGUGCUAGUGCUUGGGCUGGACAAUAGUGGGAAGACUACGGUGCUUAAUCAGUUAUUGCACGAGCCGAUCGAUCGGGUGCAGCCUACGAUAGGGUUUCAGAUCAAGACGUUGAAGGUGGGGCAGAAGUCGCUGCAGAUGUGGGAUAUAGGCGGUCAGAAGACGCUGCGGCCGUUUUGGUUUAACUAUUUCGAAAAGACGGACUACUUGAUAUGGGUGAUCGACAUUCUGGACGAAGGGCGAUUGGGCGAGAGUUUGAGUUUGCUGGAGGAGAUCGUGGAGGAGAACGACCGGAUCAACCUGCAGUUCGAGGUAUUUGUGCUGCUGAACAAGGUCGACCUGCUGCCACCAGCAAUGUCAUCGUCAUCGUCAUCGUCAUCGUCAUCGCCGCAGGCGGAACACCGUGGUGCACUGCUGCAACGCACGGUAGAUCACGUGACAGAAGUAACAUCACGUGUUCUUAAAAUGGACGAAUCUAGUGUGCGGGUAAUACCGACCAGCGGGACGAAUGGAGAAGGUCUGGACCGAUUGCUCUUGUUGUUGGAGAAAUGA